AUGGACGUUUUACCUGCAUAUGAUGUCAGGGAUAAAGAAAUUGGACGAAGAGAUUUAGAGAAAGGAAUUUGGACAGUCCAAUUAGAUGAGUUCACGAAAGCAUUGGUAAAUGCUCUAGUCGAAAGGUGGCAUCCAGACACACACACAUUUCACCUUCCUGUUAGUAAAUGUGCUGUGACACUAAAAGAUGUUGCUGUUAUUCUUGGUCUUCCAACAGACGGUCUUCCAAUCACAGGGAUGACUAUGAAUAGUUUUGAAGCUUUAGAGGCGGAGUGUUUGCAGCAAUUUGGAGUUGCACCAAGAAAGUCGGACUGUAGAGUAAGCUGCAUAAAACUGACAUGGCUUCGAGAUCUAAAAGCACGAUUACAGUUGGUUGACGAAACCAGCAUACAGAGUAUCGGACAGUACAGUUGGGGACCUGCAUGCCUGGCACUCCUAUACAGGUCAUUAUGCAGGGUAUCUCGUUUUGAUUGUAAGGAAAUCGAUGGUCCGCUAACACUUCUGCUAACUUGGGCUUGGAUCCGUCUCCCAUAUCUAGCGUCGGUUCCUCGGAAACCUCGCUGUUUUCUGCUUGCAAACAGGUGGCAUAACUGGGAGCGUGGAGACCGACGCUUUAGGUAUUUUACACUUGAGCACUUUAGGAAGGCCUUGGAUGAUCUCCAGGAAGGCCAGUUUGUGUGGCUUGCUUAUGUUGUUGAUCGCCUUGAUCCGGACAUAAUUUCUGCAGGCAUCUACAUGCAUUCAGUUGUGUGA
Molecule: messenger RNA, 753 nt
Organism: Arachis stenosperma
Lineage: Eukaryota; Viridiplantae; Streptophyta; Magnoliopsida; Fabales; Fabaceae
Product: protein MAIN-LIKE 1-like
Exons: 6
Coding region: 1-753 (250 amino acids)
Biological process (GO): meristem maintenance; meristem development
Source: RefSeq, a predicted model, not a curated record